UUAGGGUUGUUCGUAAUCGUUCGGAAAAUAAGUCCACGUGGGUGUAGUGAACUAUAUGAUCAUAAAUAGCAUUCCUAAAAGAAUUUUCCUCAUAAAGAGGAGCAAUGUUAUUGAAAAAAUACCUGCUCGUCCGUUUAUUCUAGAAAUUAGAAUAUUUACUUAUAUUCUUUAAAAGUUGCGGAUUCCCGGAGGCCGAAAUAUUGAUUAAACAAUUGUUGACAAGUGUGCAGAACCAGUUCUAACGCCUGAUAGAGCAUUCCGAAUAUAGACAUAGGUGAAUUAUUUAAAAAAAAGGAUAAAAAUGCCGCCAAAGAAGAAAGGAGGUUCGAAAAUGGCUCGAAUGAGUGAAGAUGAGAAGAUGCGCUAUCUCGCCCACCGAGCCGAAAUUGAACUUGAGGCAAAGCGACGAAAACAACAAUUGAUAGCAAUAUUUACAAAAAAUAAAUUAAAACGAGAAGAGACAUUCGCUCGCCUCAACACCGCUAAAAUCAACGAACAAUGGCGGUUUAUUCUCCGCCAAGUAAAAUGCAAGGAAUUGUACGAGGAUCUCGAGUAUUUGUGGAAAAAUUUUGAUGAUACUUUAAAGUCGAAAAACGCUAUAAUUAGAAAGCUAUACGGCGAACUGGAGAAGGCUGACACUGACCAUCGGCGGCUCCAGGAGGCGCAUAUAGAGACGAUGAACAUGCUGAUUCAGAGACAUCAAAUUGGCCUGCAAGAUCUCAAAGAUGACUACCUUAGAAAUAUCAAAGUAGUCGAGACCGAGGAGAUUGAUGAGAUGAAUCAGGUGAAAAGAGAAUUGAAUGCGGAUUACAAGCAUUUGGAGACUGUGAUGUUCGCGCAGAACAAUUUGAUAGAGGAUAGACUUGGUGUGACCAAGAUGAGGAAUGCAGUCAACACGUUCUCUGUUGAACAUUCGACAGCAGAAGCAAUCUCCCAUAUAAAAUGCACAAUAGGAGGUAAGGCCGACGAGCUAUGGUGUCAAUUGAACCGAGUGAUAUCGAAUUACCAAUCGGUGACUCAGAAGAAACGGAAACAGUAUGAAAGCCUAAAAUUCCUUGAUGAUGCUCACCACCACGAGGCCUCCCAAUUCUCCAAACGUCAGUCGUUUCUUCUGGGGAUGAUGGAGACUCUGAAAACUGCGGGGACAAGAUUAUCUGAGGAGCGAAAUCAUACAAUUAACGAAAUGACGGCUCAAUCAGAGAAUUUAAACACAAGAUUUUUGCAAUUGAGACAGGAAAUUAGAAAGAACCAGGCGACGGACCAGGCACAGCUGAAGAAGCUAACAGUGAUGAGUGGAUCUGUGAUAGAAGACAUAAAGAAGAUUGAGGAGAAAAGCUUGACGAUUCUCUUCCUCAUGAAGAUUUGUUCCUCGUUGGAGAAUAAAAUUCUUUGUCUGAAAAAAAUCAAUUUUGUGAAAGUAACUGAGGAAAAUGCUUUGAAUGGUGUCAUGAGCCCUUACGAUAAUUUGGAUAAUUUCUGGGAACAGUAUAAUUACACAAAAGCUGAGAUGAUUACAAUGAAGAUGGAGAAAAAUGAAUUGAUGACCGAGAAUCAGAGAUUCAGGAGAUCUUUGAAAGCUCAUUUAGUUACCAUUGCGAGAAUGCCAAGAUCUAGACCACAAACAUCGGUCUAA
Messenger RNA from Diachasmimorpha longicaudata, 1633 nucleotides. RefSeq names its product dynein regulatory complex subunit 2. The record is from RefSeq and is a predicted model, not a curated record. The transcript is spliced from 3 exons. Gene Ontology annotation, biological process: cilium-dependent cell motility; axonemal dynein complex assembly; regulation of cilium movement. Gene Ontology annotation, cellular component: axonemal dynein complex; axoneme. Bases 302 to 1633 code for a protein of 443 amino acids. NCBI's taxonomy places the organism in Eukaryota, Metazoa, Arthropoda, Insecta, Hymenoptera, Braconidae.